Messenger RNA from Nothobranchius furzeri (turquoise killifish), 2853 nucleotides. The record is from RefSeq and is a predicted model, not a curated record. NCBI's taxonomy places the organism in Eukaryota, Metazoa, Chordata, Actinopteri, Cyprinodontiformes, Nothobranchiidae.
GAGUGGCUCGAAACAGGACUUAUUUUUAUAGAUAUACGCAUUUUAACCUCCACUUUUUCAGUUGUUAAUUUUUAGCUACACAUUUUAACAGAUCGAGACUUGCGAAGUUUUGUCUUUUGAAGAAGAACGCGAAGAAGCGUGCGUAGCGGACGUAAAACUGUACUGACGUUUUGUUUUGGGUGUACGUCAGAGAAUUCCAGCCAAAGACAGCAGCGCAGAGAAAUUCGAAAAUAGCGCGCUAGGCUAGCGAGCUAGCUACUAGUCUGGAAACCGGAUACAUUAGGUCCCGUUUAAUGUGUUAAACUAUGGCGUCAUUUAAUUCAUUACAACACACACAUUCCUACUUCGAAUCUCCCGCAAAGGUGUUUGCGAGGCUCAAAUCUAAAGUGCAGAUGGAGGCGAUGAACGCGAAGCUGGACGAUUUUACAGGCAACAAUCCGCUGUUAAGCGUUAGAGAGAAACAUGGGGCAGCUUUUCUCUCUCCCUGGAGGAAAUCUACGAACACGGUCGACAAACACAAGGAAAACAAAACGGUUGAUUCUCAUUACAACGAAGCGCAGGCUUUGACUCUUUCGCCCAUUUCGAGUCCCCAGAAGAAAUGUGGGUACUCAUCGUUGCGGGAAACAUCUCCAAUGACUGAUUUGUGUGGAUACAAACGAAAGCUGAGAGACGGGACUUUAAUGGAGUCAACAGCUGUGUCUCAGCCUUUCUCUUCGGUCACCAGAGAUCAGAUCCACCAAAGGACACCUCAGAUCUGGGAGUCACGUGUUUUGUCCAGCAGGAGUCCAGUGAAGAGACAGUCAGUAGAAAGCACGGGAAGGAGUGUGUCUGAUAAGAGAGCAACCCCUCUUAGUCCUGUGUCUCAGGGGAGGAUGUUUACCCCCAUAAAGAACAGGCUGAGGAAGAAACUAGAUCAACAGGAGUGUAAUUGUGUCAUCAGAACCACCGAGGAGCGCGUGGAAGAUGCGAGAGGAAUGAGAAGGUCGUUGUCCACAGAGGAUCACACUCACAACAACUCUAGCAUACUGGCUGGAGGACUUCCUGCUGAUCAGUCAGAGAUGCUCCAACAACCCAAGACAAGCUCAGUCGUAAACAAACGCUGCACUGUUGUGUUGGAAAGAUUACCCACAGCCUCCCCUGCCAAGAUGUUUGCCUACAUGAAGGAGAGGGAGAGCAAAGGGGGAAAGACAAAUGUUCACAACAGCAGAAGAGCGCUGACUGGAAGCAUGCAGGACUCUGACACUUCUCCCUCCACGGCUCGCUCUAUGGAAGAGAUGGAGGAAGAUGCUUCGGCCGAUGCUCCAGAAACCACAGACCCAGUAAACCAAGACAGAGAAGACUCAGCUGGCAGCCGCUCAGAGACGGGUGGAGCAGAGGAUGUCUGGGUUCCCGCUACACUCGAACAGCCUAUUCUGCUGGAAGAUCCGCUUGUGCUGAACACUCCACAGAUCUCCAUACCGAAGAGGGACAAGGAUGAGUCCAAACGCAGCCUUUGGAUCAAUCAGCAGGAAUUCCCAGCUGAAAGUGUGAUUUAUCUUAAAAAGUGGUCCCUAGGAAGAAAUCCUAAAGGCCUGUUUGUCACCGGGAUUCACGGGACCGACAACAUUCUGUGGAACAGUAGUUUCAUCGUGGACAGAGUCUCAUCAAGGGUGCUGAAAACCGCCUCCGGUCGGGUGUACGUACUGGUUGGGAAAAUUAAAAUGCAUCGUGAUUCUGAAGAAGAGGGAGGAAGAACCGAAAACGAUGGGCAGAACAAGACUGAGCAACAAAGUUAAACAGAAAGAGGAAGAUGAAAACGGGUGGACCAAGAUGGAGCUCAGUAAGCUUCAAGAAGCCGUGUCUUUCUAUCCCCGAAACAUAACGGGCUUCUGGGCCAAGGUGGCGAGGAUGGUGGGAACCCGCUCAGCAGAAGAAUGCCACAAGCAGCACGUGUCAAAGGGAGCACGCCAGAGUCCAGAGAGAGGCACCGCAAAACCCAAGAAGAAGACGAAGGUGCAAGAACCGAAACCUCCAGAGCGCCCGGUGGUUUCUGCCCGAGUGGGGACGUUGAAGAGGAAGCAGCAGGUGCGUCAGUUCCUGGAGGCUGUGGCCAGAGAAGAUGUCGACGACGCCUUCAGCUCGGCGUACAUGCAGAACCAGCGCGUCGAGGUUCCUUCUGUGUGUUUGAGCGACGAACACGAGUUCACGAUUUCGAGCCUGGCACCUCAGACCCCGAUGUUGUCGCGCUUCCCCGAAGCGAAGACGCCUCAGUGUUUGCCCAUCACUCCGGGCAUGAUCGGCUCUCCCAACACCAAAAACGACAACAAGGUCGUUUAUCAACUGCAGAAGAAAAUGAAAAAGAAUCAGUUCAACGCCUCCAGGAUGACACAGCCAACGAAAUUUGCAACGCCGUCAGUUAAACGCUCAAUACAAAGAUGCACAGUAGAAAACAACAACUUUGCAGUUUGGGAGAUGUUCCCAGGAAACACUGACUGUCUGUCUGACAGCGACGAGCAGCAGGACUUCUACUUCUCAGACACCUGAUUGGAAUUAAAGAUUAAAUGUUUUAUUUUCUUUUAGGAAAUAGUCCACAUGAACUGGAGUCAGAAGAACAGAUUGAAGAUGUAAAUACAUUUUUACCAGGUUUAACCAAUCAAACGCACAUAUAUAUGUAUAUAUAUAUAUAUAUUUACAUAUAUGUAUAUAGAAUUUCAACUAGAAGUUUUGCUUGGAAGAUCUGUUAAGUUAGAAAUUUAAAGUCCUUAAUUUUGUAAAUCCGACUGGCUCUUUGUCAAUAUGGUUUUUUACCUUAAGUGCGUUCUCAAAGAUCUAGUUGUAAAUGUCUUUUUAAUAAACCUUUUUUGUUUGAUCUAA